AUGUACUGGUUCCGCUCGAAGAAGCUCAAGGAGCGGUUGGCGCUCGGGUUCGGCGCUUCGCUCGUGCUCUUCACGCUGCUCCUCGUGAUCGAUCUGCAGAUGGAUUUGGGUGUAUCGCGCGGCGAAUUUAUCCCGUCACACGCCCGGGUGCGGUACGCGAACCAGGAGGACCGGAGCGGGAUCUACAACGAGUUCCACCGGAAGUAUCUGGCCAAGAGCAAUGCAUCCGGCUCGAAGGAGUAUCUUACGACGAACGCCCACAACACCGCACACCGGGGCCACACGGACACGUCGGGUCCGGGGUUUCCGGCCAAGGCGGCCACAACGGCGCCACCACCACACGAUCGGUUUAAGGAUCUAACGGCCCUGGUGGUGGCCCCCCGAAACCGGCGGCGCCCGGAGGCGUACGAAAAGAUCAUCGUGAAGGAGGAUCUGUAUGCGGCCACGGAGCCGGACGGCGGAGAGUCGAACCCGACGCUCGGCGAUGUGCUUGACCUGAAGCCCGGCCCGAACGCGUCCAACCUGGAGCGCUUCCAGUUGCGCAUUUCGAAGCGCGAACUGUACCGGAAGGGUGACCAGCUGGUGAACGCCGUCGUGGACGAUAUGGUGCGGCUCCCGAUCCUGCACGUGGUGCAGAAGGAGGGUGGCACGCAGCUGAAACUGAUCAUCGACUACCCGAACGAAAUCCACGCGCUCUUCAAACCGAUGCGGUUCCCGCGGGAACAGCAAACGCUGCCGAAUCACUUCUACUUCACCGACUACGAGCGGCACACGGCCGAAAUCGCGGCAUUCCACCUUGACCGGUUGAUGGACUUUCGGCGCGCCAUGCCCGUGACCGGGCGCAUCCUGAACAUCACGACCGAGAUCUACCAGGUGGGCGAUGAGGUGCUGCUGAAGACGUUCUUCGUGUCACCGUCGAACAAUCUGUGUUUCCACGGGAAGUGCUCGUACUACUGCGACACGUCGCACGCGAUCUGCGGCAGCCCGGACACGCUCGAGGGUUCGUUCGCCGCGUUCCUGCCGACGCAGGACGACACACAGCGGAAGGUGUGGCGCCACCCGUGGCGCCGGUCGUACCACAAGCGCAGGAAGGCCCAGUGGGAGACGGACUCCGAUUACUGCACGAUGGUGCGCGACAUUCCGCCGUACGACGAGGGCCGCCGGUUGCUCGAUCUGAUGGAUAUGGCCGUGUUCGACUUCCUGACGGGCAACAUGGAUCGGCACCACUACGAGACGUUCAAGAUCUUCGGCAACGACACGUUCCCGAUCCACCUGGACCACGGCCGGGGUUUCGGCCGGCCGUUCCACGAUGAGCUCUCGAUCCUGGCGCCGGUCCUGCAGUGCUGUCUGCUGCGGGCGUCCACCCUCGAGACGCUGCUCAAGUUCCACAACGGCCCAAAGCCGCUGUCGGAAGCGAUGCGCGACUCGAUGGCGAGCGAUCCGAUCGUGCCGGUCCUGUGGGAACCGCAUCUGGCGGCGCUCGAUCGGCGUGUCGCUGUUGUGCUGCAGGCCAUCCGGGAUUGUGUGCGAAAGGCGUCGCAGGACGACGGUGACCUGGCCGACCAUCACCACGACACGAACGUGCUCGGCGAGGACAGUGGGGCUGCGGCCCGACACGGUUUCUAUCGGUCCUAGCGGCGGCAGCCCGAAGCGGAGGAUAGUCGUCAUCCCCGGCGUCGGAUCUUCGACGCACGGGACUUUCGAUCGCGCAGUCCCGCACUCAGUAGGCUGCUUGCGGCGAGCCGAACGUUGUACAUAGUCAGAUAGACACAGAUAGGGCAACUCUUAGAGACGGACACGCUGGCCAGAGCUUUAGGGGGGGUGGUGGCGAAAGGAUGCCCCGGAGAUCGUUUUCAGCCGGGAUCAGCCAUCUCGCGCGCGUGAAUGUGGUGUGAAUGAUCGGUGCGAGUUUCUGUUGUUAGUGCGACCAAGGUUAAGGUUACGUUAAACGUGCGACACUUCUUGAGGUUCCUAAGACGACCGAACGAUGACCGAAUCGAGACCGAAGUAUAGAUUAUGAUGUGUCCACCCAAACCCAAAGGGGUGGGAAUGGGCGCCACGUUGCGCCACAAACGACGCUGGUUGUUGAAUAGUGUUAACUCCGGAAAAAGCCGGAUCGAAUGUGACAAGUGUUGUACAGUGUGUGUGGGCACAUAAGUUUACGACUUUUUCGUUAAGUUUCCGUUGUGUCCUUGGUCAGCCGGGGGGGGGCGGGGCGCUAGCAGAGCACCCGCGCCCACCCGUUUUAUUCUUUACGCCGUGCACAACACGCGGUAGCUGUGAGGCCAAAGUUUUUCCACAUAACCACUAGAGCAACUCGGGAAACUAGUUCCCGACGGCAAGGCGAGACGAGAAAAAGGAACCUUUUCCUUGUGAGUAGGAAGGAAGUGUAAGCGCGGAACCGUUAGCAAGGGACGAGCCUUUCUAUUGAUCGCCCUACCCGGCCCUAUUUCCAUUUUUCUAAUCUGUUGUUAAGUUUUGUACUUUCGGGCCCCGCCCGG
Molecule: messenger RNA, 2501 nt
Organism: Anopheles cruzii
Lineage: Eukaryota; Metazoa; Arthropoda; Insecta; Diptera; Culicidae
Product: extracellular serine/threonine protein CG31145
Exons: 1
Coding region: 1-1635 (544 amino acids)
Biological process (GO): protein phosphorylation
Cellular component (GO): Golgi apparatus
Molecular function (GO): protein serine/threonine kinase activity
Source: RefSeq, a predicted model, not a curated record